This is a messenger RNA of Diuraphis noxia (Russian wheat aphid), 3363 nucleotides long. Its product is annotated as calcium-binding EGF-like domain-containing protein pawn. Lineage: Eukaryota; Metazoa; Arthropoda; Insecta; Hemiptera; Aphididae. The record is from RefSeq and is a predicted model, not a curated record. Gene Ontology annotation, molecular function: calcium ion binding.
GUUUCGAGUUUCACAUCACCGCGGCGCACGCAGUGUCAGUGACUUCAAUGCCCGGCUCAGUUUCUGGCUGUCUUUCUAUGAUGGUAUAUCGCGUUUGCAUUUAACUUUCCGUUAUCCGCUCAGUAACAUUUCUGGGAUUUUUGAUUUAAACACGUUUUUUAUUUUAACAAAAAUAACAACAACAAAUAUAAGUUCGGCCGACUGGCCCAGUUACUUUUUUACUCGCACGGUUCUUUCGUUAAUAUUGUUUCUCAUUUGUGUACCGAAAAAUUAAUAAUUCUAAUACUAUAAUAUUGUUUUUAAAUUUUAGUGUUGUGUAUGUGUAUGUGUGAGUGCGCUAUACGAUAAACGUAUUAUAUAUCUAAAAAUAUACGUACAUAAAACGUGGCUGUCGGUGUGAUCGACACAAACAUGUGAUUUUAGUUGUAACGUUACUACAAGACGAUGUGGAGAAGUAAUUUCAAAAUAACCAUGCAACUGCUGCUUGUUAUCACCAUUAUUGGUGUGGCGUGCGGCGAAAACGACAGUGGACAUCCGGAUGGAGUAGUGAGAGUUGUGCACAGGCGGCACCUAGAUGAGGCGACCAAGACUGGUCACGAAUCGAACGAGAUUGACGACGAUCACCAUCGGAGGGCYGACAUGACACUGACUCGGGCUGAAGAAUUCAAGUCGACCAAGGUGACGUGCGGCGGCGGCUCUUGCGGUAAAAUGCCGCAAACGGAAUCGGUUGCAGCGGCRGCGUCGCUCGACGACGACUCUCAACUGAUCGCGUCGUCUGCCGUCCCGUCGUCUAAGGCGGACGAACAGACGUCCCAAUCGCAAUACUAUUACGAGUACGUGGGACCGACAAAGAUCGGUUCGGGGGAAGCCAAGAGGGCUUCGUCGCGUGGCAGAUCACUCGUACCGACGGAGCCCGAUACUGCAGCGCAACAGCCGCCGCAGACACGACAGCAGACAGAUGUGGCGGCGGCGUUGGCGGACCGUCAGCAGAUCCGUAAAGCCGGUAACAGCGACAUGGAAGACAUACUGGACGGGUUCGUUAAGCUGCUGAAUGGUCAGCCCGGCCAAACCGGUUACCGGCAGCCGAUCAAGACGCGCAUCAACAACCGCGGACCUCCCCGCAUAUCAGACGCUUCGGUUGUCCUGGAACCGCCGGCGUUCGUGCCGAUGCCACAACACCAGCACCAGCACCAGCAACAGCAACAGCAACAACACCAACAACAGCAUCAGCAACAGCUACCAACCCAGAACAAGCCAAAAGACCCGCCACCGUAUCCGUUUGACGUGCCUCAGCCCGCCCGGCCAUUACCACCCCAGCCGCCCAAUCUUAUCAAGCCGUUCUUGACCGGCGUGCCACUKCCCGAACAGCUGGUGCCCACUAAUGGCGGCGAAGGUGGCGAUGAAUUGAGUCCACCAUCUCUGCAGUACGAAGAUGACCUUUCGCAUCUGCCAUCGUCGUCCAGACGACCGGUACAGCACCAGCAGACAGCCAGACCGCAACAGGAAUAUGACUUGUUUGCGGACGGCCACGCGCACGGCCCUGGCCACGCAGUUCCSGCGGCUUCCAAACCGGCAGAAAAUGCGACGGAAAAGUUGGYGGUGGACGUACCUUCGUCUCAGUCACCGCCGACCUCUGAUAGACCGUCUGCGAUCACUGUCUCCGAGAAACCGACCACGACUGACAAACCAUGGUCAGCGAUCGACAUCAACGCCACCCGYGUGAUCGGAAUCCAAGUGUCGAAACUCGUAGACCACUUGACCUCGCCGUUGGUUCCUUCCUCGCCUAUCGGAGUAAGUGAUCCCACCGCUGCCACCUCUGCUGCAGCACCUACAACGACGACGACGACCACUACCACCAGCAGCACUAGCACCAGUAGCACCAGCACCAGCACYGCUGYGGAAUCAACGUCCACGACUACGGCCGCGGAAACCACAUCGGCCGGUGACCACGUGACCGGUGUCGGUUCGGCUGUCGUCGUGCUUGAGCCGUCCACUUCGGAGGAACCGCAUCGUGACGAUACGCACAAACCCACCGACAACAAACUCCCCAGCAAGCCCACGGCACCCCUCAAGAAGACCCCACAACAGUCCGAAGGGUUCCCGUAUUAUUCACGACCAGGGAUCGUACUGGAUGAUCCGGAAUUCAAACCCCACAUCGGAGGCCAAAGACGUCCUAUCCAAGUUCAGGUGCCCAGUAAAGGUGACGUGUUCGACAUAAUGGUGUCCGCCAUUCAAGGACCUGGUGAUAAACCAGCACUACUCAAUCCCGACGAAAUAUCACCGUCRGGCGUCGGAAAAGGAGAAGUGUCCGUGAUAACGUCAGCGGAACCAAACCAGCAGUUCGUGUCCAUUGACGGUAAACGGACGUACAUCAACUUGUUCGGCUCAGCGGAACCAACAGCGGUGGCGCCUCAGUCCAUAAAGCCGACCAGCGCUGCUUCCGGUGAAAAGUACAUUAAUAUCGAUUCGGCGUUUUCGAUGACACCGUUUUCGGACACGUUCGUCGGCGUCAAGAUCAACAACGUGUACAUGUCCAAGACGACGCCGGGCAUGCCGGUCAUGGUUAACGCCACAGUGCAGCUGACGGAGAACGCGGAACACUUGCGAUCAUCCGUCAAACAGGACGUGCAAAAACAGUUGACGGGGGCGCUGCAGAGGCGCAACAACAACGUGGGCACCAGCGGCCUGUGGGUGGAUUCACCGGCAGGAGCUAUCUCGCAACUUCACGAUCUCGACGAGUGCAACAGUCCGGAACUGAAUGACUGUCAUYCRUUGGGCAAGUGUACGAACGUGUUCGGCACGUUCCAGUGCGCGUGCCCCGAUGGCUACAGGGACCCGUGGAUCGGAAACGCUCAGCGUAGUGGCCGGACAUGCGAGACGUGCGACCCGGGCCAGUGCAAUCUCCGGGGAGAAUGCUUUUUCCAGGCCGGACAGCCAGUGUGCAAGAUUAACUUUUAUCCUAAGUAUUAUUUAUGUGACGGUUGUCUUGCAGGAACCUUUCUCAAUCAGAGCGGAAUUUACUACGACGUGGAUUACGAACAACAGCAGGGCGAAAUGACGUUCUCACCCGGUUGCAUUCCACUGAGCACGUACACCAUUGGCAGCCGCUCAAACUACUACAGAUGAUGACAAUGAAGAUUUUGCAGACGACGAUGCCGAUGACGAAAAUCUCGUGAUGCAUUAAACUUGACGAUCAUCGCUCGUGUACUAUAUUUAUUAUUAUUAUUAUCAUCGUUUAAACUUUAAGCGACACAGACUGAGGACAUAAAACGCGUWUACGCGUCACCCAAUAAAAUAAUAAUAAUGUAUAUCUACAUUGUUGUUGUUGUAUACCCUACAUAUAAAUAAUAUAUAAUAUGCCAU